Messenger RNA from Fusarium odoratissimum NRRL 54006, 1077 nucleotides. RefSeq lists its product as uncharacterized. The record is from RefSeq and is a predicted model, not a curated record. Gene Ontology annotation, molecular function: carboxylic ester hydrolase activity; palmitoyl-(protein) hydrolase activity. NCBI's taxonomy places the organism in Eukaryota, Fungi, Ascomycota, Sordariomycetes, Hypocreales, Nectriaceae. Gene Ontology annotation, biological process: protein depalmitoylation. Gene Ontology annotation, cellular component: cytoplasm. The coding region runs from base 94 to 999 and encodes 301 amino acids. The transcript has a single exon.
CCUUUAACUCAUCUCAUUCACUGGCAAGGUCUGUCACUUCUCAUAGGCCUUCAUCAAUCCAUCAAUCCAUCAACCAACCUCACUUAACCACAUAUGCACACUCAAUUAAUAUCAACAUCAACAAAAAUGUCAGCAGAAAAUGCCACAAGAAAUUUGUCUCGCCCCAGACGAGGAGAAUUUCCAUCACUGGUAACCAUUCCUCCUCUCGUCUCACCUCAUAGACUCACAAUCAUCGUCCUUCACGGCCGUGGCUUCAACGCACAGAAGUUCCACUCACCACUUCUUGCAUCUCCUUCUCCCGAUCCAUCAAUAUCGUUUCGCCAAUCGCUUCCGCAUGCUCGCUUCGUGUUCCCGACCGCGCCUCUAGCGCGGGCUACGAAGUAUCGCCGUUCACUUAUUCACCAAUGGUAUGAAGGAACUGGUGACUGGGAGCCCGAGGCGCGUGGGAACAUGCGACCAAGUAUUGAGUACAUCCAUAAGUUAUUGGAAGAUGAGAUAGAAAGGUUGAGGGGGGAUGCAGGAAAAGUAGUGUUGAUUGGUUUCAGUCAAGGCGGUGCAAUGGCGUUGAUGAGUUGGUUGCUUUGGGAGGGUCGGAGUCUGGGCGCUGUGGUUAUAAUGAGUGGUUUCAUGCCCUUGGCUGAGAGUUUAAUGGUGGAUAAUAUGGGCGGCGACAUAUCAGAAGACGGACUGUUCGAAAGGGAUAGUGAAGAGGAAGCAAAAAGUCCCCUACAAAGGGCAAUCGACGAGCUUCGUGAAGAGGCAGAGCUUAGCCCUGCACCACUAAUGACCUGUUUCCCUUUCCUGAACACUUCCGUGUUCAUGGGACAUGGUAAAAAAGACGAGGAUGUUGAGUAUUGUCACGGACUAAGCGCUGCCAAAUGCUUGGAGCGCAUGGGAGUAGAAGUCGAGUUAAAGACUUACCCAGACUUGGAGCAUUGGUACUGUCCUGGAGAACUCGGAGAUAUAACACAAUUCAUAAAUCAGCAGCUAGGCUUAUAAACAAUUAACAUCAUAGAGAGGCCUGUUAGAUUUGAUAACUCAUAAAUUCAUGAUAUUCCGCUUAUGGAGGCAUUUCAG